Messenger RNA from Budorcas taxicolor (takin), 3165 nucleotides. RefSeq names its product epididymis-specific alpha-mannosidase-like. Lineage: Eukaryota; Metazoa; Chordata; Mammalia; Artiodactyla; Bovidae. Gene Ontology annotation, molecular function: alpha-mannosidase activity; carbohydrate binding. Gene Ontology annotation, biological process: mannose metabolic process. Gene Ontology annotation, cellular component: lysosome. The record is from RefSeq and is a predicted model, not a curated record.
AUGGAGCCGCGGGGCUGGCUGCCUCUGCUCCUGCAGUUGGGCCUGAUGUGGCCCCUGGGGGCUCUUUCUGAGCCCCGACUGAGGGUAUUUGUGGUUCCCCACAGCCACAUGGACGUGGGCUGGCUGCACACCGUACAGGAGAGCAUGCAGGCUUAUGUCACCAACGUCUACAACUCCGUGGUGGAAGAACUGACCCUUGAGAAGAAGCGCAGGUUCAUCGCAGUGGAGCAGGAGUAUUUCCGGCUGUGGUGGGAUGGUGUUGCCUCGGACGGGCAGAAAAGCCAGGUCCGCCAGCUUGUGGCUGAAGGUCGCCUGGAGUUUGUCCUCGGAGGCCAGGUCAUGCACGACGAGGCCGUGACCCACUUUGAUGACCAGAUCCUCCAGCUCACAGAAGGACAUGGGUUUCUCUAUGAAACAUUUGGGGUCCGGCCACAGUUCUCCUGGCAGGUGGACCCAUUUGGUGCAUCCUCCACGACCCCUACCCUGUUUGCCCUGGCGGGCUUCAAUGCCCAUGUCAUCUCCAGGAUCGACUACGACCUGAAGGAGGCCAUGCAGGAUAACCGGCAGCUGCAGUUCGUGUGGCGAGGGUCCAGAUCCCUGUCGGCGCAGCAGGAAAUCUUCACACACGUCCUGGACCAGUUUGGCUACUGCUCUGAGGGAUUUAACUGGGAUGGCGAAGCCAUCUUCCCAGGUACAUCCCUGGAUGACAUGUACCUCCAAAUGCAAAUCCCUGUCACCGAGGACAACAUCCAAAUAUUUACCAGUCUCCUGGUGAAGAAUGUGUUGACUCGAGCCACCUGGUUCCAGACACCACAUGUCCUCUGGCCCUGGCCAAACCGGAUGGAGCACCUGCUGUGCUCCCAGAGGAGAGAGCUUGUGAGCCCCGUCGGAGUCAGUGUCCACCAUGCGGAGAGGGGGGCCAUCCUGCAGAUGAAGAGAUGCUAUUGCUAUGCAGGCUGGGCUCUUUACCCAGAAGGGCUGGACAUUGUUUCUGUCCCCUGGCUGCAGGGAUGUGACAGGCAGUUCUUCAACGCCUCGCUGCAAUUCACCAACAUGGACAUUGUAAUGGAUUACAUCAAUAGUCACUCAUUGGAGUUCAAUUUAUCAAUGGAGUAUGCCACGCUCGGCGACUAUUUCCAGGCUGUGCACUCUGACCAAGUCGCCUGGCAGGUCCGAGACCACCGUGACUUCCUGCCCUAUUCCUCGGACAUGCAUCAUGCCUGGACUGGAUUCUAUGCCUCCCGAAGUGGGCUCAAGGGGCUGGCAAGGAGAGCCAGCAGUCUGCUGUACGCUGGGGAGUCCAUGUUUACUCGCUAUGUGCUGUUGGCUUCCCACCAGUUCCUGGACCCGGCCUGGGGCCUGCAGCAGCUCCAGCAGCUCCGCUGGGCGGUCUCCGAGGUCCAGCACCAUGACGCCAUCACUGGAACUCAUGUUCCAAAUGUGGGUGACAUGUUUGUGGAGCACCUGAGCACUGGGAUGCAAGGGGUGCACAAUCUGAUGUCCCACAUCAUCCAGGACAGGUUUCCAGCCCACUCAGGCCCAGAGCCUGGGGGACACUUUGCAGUGGUCUACAACCCGCUGGCCUGGACGGUCACCACCAUCUUCACCCUGACUGUGGACUUCCUCAAAGUCAGCAUCACAGACGAGUCAGGCCACGCUGUGCCUGUACAGGUCCAGCCCUCGAAGGAGAUGCCCUUUGCCUAUGACCUGUAUGUGCUGACCACAAUCCCAGGACUCAGUUACCGGUACUACAGCAUCCGCCCCAGCAGGAGUUCCCAGGAGAAAACUGGGGAGCCUGAGCCCUUUGUGGCCAAAACCAUGCAGUUUGGAGGCCGGCUCAGGAGACUUGCCGGGCAAGUGGGCCGGAGCCUGGUGCCUGUGAAAAAUGACUGCUACAUCGUCUUCCUGGACCUGGACACCAACCUGAUGCACAGCGUCUGGGAGAGGCAGAGUAACCGAAAGGUAUACAUGACCCAGCAGUUCAUGGAGUAUCACACAAACAGUGAUGUCUGGAAAGGCCCUGUUUCAGACAAUUAUGUGUUUACACCCAGCGGUGCAGCAGAGCCAGCGUGGGAGGCUGUGAGGAUGGAGAUCGUGGAGGGGCCGCUGGUCACUGAGAUCCGGCAGUACUUCUACAGGAAGGUGAACGACAGUGAGCCCACAUUCACCAUCUACUCCCGGCUGGCUCACAGUCCCCAGGGCUCUGACGGGGAGCUGCUCUGCCAUCGCAUAGAGCAGGAGUACCGGGUGGGCCCCUUGGAGCUGAACCGUGAGGCCAUCCUGAGGAUAAGCACCAAGCUGAACACGGGGCGGGUCCUCUACUCGGACAACAACGGCUACCAGAUGCAGCGCAGGCCCUACAGGGACUACAAGAACAACACCAUCGCUCGGAAUUACUACCCCAUGGUGCAAUCGGCCUUCAUCCAGAGCAGACGCAGCAGGCUGGUGCUGCUGUCUGAGCAGGCACACGGCGUCUCCAGCCAAGGGAACGGGCAGGUGGAGGUCAUGCUCCACCGGCGGCUGGUGAACAACGAUCCAGGAAACAUGGUUGUUGACCUCACACUGAACGACACCUCAGUCGUCCAGCCAGUGCUCUGGCUCCUACUGGGAUCCAGGGCCCUCACCAGUGGCCUGCGCCAGAGGAGUUGGCUGGCGCUGCAGCACCGGCCCGUCGUGAUGCUCAGAGAGAUCAACGAGAUUGUCCCGCGUGGCUCAGGCUCCAGGUGGCAGGAGGCCGUGACGCUGCCCCCAAGCAUCCACCUGCAGAUCCUCAGCAUCCCCGGCUGGAAGUACAGCUCGAACCACACAGAGCAUCUGCGGACUCUCCAGAAAGACCGAAAGCACGAGGCCAAGGCAGACCUCCGCCGUGUCCUGCUGCGGCUCCAGCACCUGUAUGAGGUGGACCAGGACCCGGUGUUGUCUCGGCCUGUGACGGUGAACCUGCGGUCUGUGCUGGGGGGACUGGGCUCCGUGGUGUCCGUGGAGGAGCGCUCACUCACAGGGACCUGGGACGUGAAUGAGAUGCGUCGCUGGACCUGGAGCACGUGGGACCCUCACCACCACAGAGGCAACUCCAGUCAGCCCUCGCCACCACCAGGAGGCCCCGAGGUCACCAUCUACCCGAAGGAGAUCCGGACGUUCUUCAUUCACUUUCAAGAGCACUGA